This is a messenger RNA of Dibothriocephalus latus, 240 nucleotides long. The record is from the annotation of a GenBank genome assembly. NCBI's taxonomy places the organism in Eukaryota, Metazoa, Platyhelminthes, Cestoda, Diphyllobothriidea, Diphyllobothriidae.
AUGACCUUCUUCUUGGACACGGCGGCUGCGCGAGGCCAACAGGUGCACAAGGGAUUGACCUCAAAAGAGGUCAACCUCUGGUGGCAGAAGGAGCCUACGCCGGAACCAGAGCCGGAUACGGUCCCACUUAUUCAGCCCAAUGACCCGGAUGUUACACCCGUCAGUAUUGACGCGCUUAUGCGACAGUUUGAACCACCAAAGGUUGAGCCUGCUCCAAAAAGUACGUCAUUCUACUUAUAA